UUUCAGGCCGAAGAACGGCAGCAUCAUCCUGUACAACAGGAAGAAGGUGAAGUACAGGAAGGACGGAUACUGCUGGAAGAAAAGGAAGGAUGGAAAAACGACGAGAGAGGACCACAUGAAGCUGAAGGUCCAGGGCAUGGAGUGCCUGUACGGCUGCUACGUCCAUUCCUCCAUCGUGCCAACAUUCCACAGACGAUGCUACUGGCUGCUGCAGAACCCAGACAUCGUGCUGGUCCACUACCUGAACGUGCCGUCCCUGGAGGAUUCUGGGAAAUGCAGUCCGUUGCUGUGUGCCGUGGCUGACCGCCAUGACAGCGUGAGGUGGAGCCGAGACGACCUGCUGAACCAGCUGAAGCCCAUGU
Molecule: messenger RNA, 362 nt
Organism: Plectropomus leopardus (leopard coralgrouper)
Lineage: Eukaryota; Metazoa; Chordata; Actinopteri; Perciformes; Serranidae
Source: RefSeq, a predicted model, not a curated record